This is a messenger RNA of Neltuma alba, 609 nucleotides long. RefSeq lists its product as uncharacterized. Gene Ontology annotation, biological process: telomere maintenance; DNA repair. NCBI's taxonomy places the organism in Eukaryota, Viridiplantae, Streptophyta, Magnoliopsida, Fabales, Fabaceae. The transcript has a single exon. Gene Ontology annotation, molecular function: DNA helicase activity. Bases 1 to 609 code for a protein of 202 amino acids. The record is from RefSeq and is a predicted model, not a curated record.
AUGAUAAAACGGCACUGUGUGGAGGCUGUCGAUCGAACGUUAAAGGAUAUAAUGAGGUGCGACCUCCCAUUUGGCGGCAAGUGCGUCGUCAUGGGGGGAGAUUUUAGGCACAUAUUACCUGUCAUACCGAAGGGAUUCCGUGCAGACAUUAUAGACGCCGCUAUAAACUCAUCCGUUCUUUGGUCGGCGUGCAAGCUGUUCCAGCUCACUAAAAACAUGCGCCUGCAGACGGCAUCAGACGCAAUAGACCAAAAAAAGAUCAGUAAAUUUUCCAAAUGGUUGCUUGACGUUGGUGAUGGUAUAAUUGGACUACCCCAUGAGGGCACGACGGACAUUGAGAUCCCGGUCGAUUUCCUCAUCACAGACUCCCUUGACCCUAUCCACUCUAUAGUCUCAUCCACAUAUCCGGCACUCCACCAGAACAUCACGCAUCCAAACUACCUCACAGAAAGGGCGAUUUUGGCCCCCACGACCAAUGUCAUCGACCAGAUAAAUGAUUACAUGCUGUCACUCCUCCCUGGAGACUCCGUUCAGUAUCUCAGCUCCGACUCUGUCUCCAGCACCGAUCAAGAUAGCAGCUCAUUCCAGGAUUCCCACGAACGUUACUAG